AAUAAAAUGGGAAAAUUUAUUUCCUUGAACCCAUAAAACCCGCGAGCAUUGCUAAUAUAAACAGAGUGUGCAAAAAGCAGACACUGAUAGAUUUAUCAUAUGUCUCACUCCUCUCACUCUCAUCCCCUACAAAUUGCAUUAAAAACUAGAACUACAAAAAGCAUUCAGCAACACACACACUUUCACAAAACCAAAAACAAAGACAGAGUGUGUUUGUGUUGAAAAAGAUGAGGAAUAACAAGUUUAAGCUCUCAGAUAUGAUUCCAAAUGCUUGGUUUUACAAGCUUAAGGAAAUAGGUAAAGGAAAAAACCAAACACCAACACCUUCUAAGAACAAACAACAACCUUCUUCAUUAGCCUCAACAAAAACAACCUUAAAACAAAAUCAACCAAAUCAAUGCAAUCCUAGAAAAUCAUACUACUUCACAAGAGACCUUAAACAAGACAACAGCCUCAACAACACCAACAAAUUUUUCACUUCACCAAAAACAACUCAACCACAAUCACCAUCCAAAAACAGAACAAGAAAAAGAACAACUACAACAUCAAAGUCAAAACCAAAAACAUGUUCUUCUUCACCAAAACAUGCUACCUCUUCAGUUUCUGCAGGUUGUAGCUGUCGAACAACGCUUGAAUCAGUGUGGACAAAAUCUGAUUCUCCACACGAAAACUCGUCCUCAUCUCCACUUGAUAGUUUUACUGGGUCAGGGUCAGAAUCCCCUGACCCAGAAUUUAGAACAGACCGUGUUCUAAUUCCAAACGAAACAUCUUCGUUCGACAAAAUGGUUUCGUUGUCUACUACUUCUUGUGCUUGUAACAAAAUCUCCAACAACAACAUUGAUGAUAUUGUUAUUGAUGUUGACAAGAAUUCUCUAGCUAGAAAAGAUGAUAAACUUAAAAGGUAUGAUUAUUCAUAUGAUUCUUUUUCAAAGCUAGAACUUCCUCGUAUCAUUACAAAAUCUCCGAUGAAAAAAGAACACAAACCCAUCAAAGAAGAGUCUCUAAAGAUUAAAAUUUUGAAUCAACAACAACAAGAGAAGAAGAAAAAGAAGAAGAUAAUUGGUUCUGCAAAUUCUCCUGGAUUGAAACUUCGUUUAAAGUCUCCAAGAAUUGCUUCUAUAAAGAAAGUCCAAUUUCAUCAUGGCCAGAAAAGCGCAACUUCUGGCUACCGGAGAAGCUUCUCCGGUAGCCUGGCAAUAGUGAAGUCAUCUUUUAAUCCUCAAAAGGAUUUUAGAGAGUCAAUGGUUGAGAUGAUUGUUGAGAAUAACAUAAGAGCAUCUAAGGAUUUGGAAGAUCUUCUUGCUUGUUACCUUUCAUUGAAUUCAGAUGAGUAUCAUGAUCUUAUUAUCAAGGUUUUUAAGCAAAUAUGGUUUGAUUUGACUGAAACAGGGUAGAGAAAUAGUAAAAUUAUUAUUUUUCAUAUUAAUUUUUUUAAUGUGUAUUAUAUAUCUAUAUUUAUGUAUGUAAUAAUAAUUAUGGUAAUAAUAAUAUAUCUUGUACCUUCAAUCAAGGUUUGA
Trifolium pratense (red clover) is the source of this 1517-nucleotide messenger RNA. RefSeq names its product transcription repressor OFP1-like. Gene Ontology annotation, molecular function: DNA binding. The record is from RefSeq and is a predicted model, not a curated record. The transcript has a single exon. The coding region runs from base 228 to 1394 and encodes 388 amino acids. Lineage: Eukaryota; Viridiplantae; Streptophyta; Magnoliopsida; Fabales; Fabaceae. Gene Ontology annotation, biological process: negative regulation of DNA-templated transcription.